UGGCAGACUCAAUUGUCAUCUUGAUAUUUAGUUGUUGGAUUCCGUUUGUGUCACCUGCGAUAAUGGAAUCUUGGCUGCAUCUGCUCGCGGGUCGAAGUAGACAGCAAAGCUACGAAGAGACUCAACCUGACGCGACAUGUACCAGUGUUCCCUGCAAUCUCCGCCUUCUGUCUUUUACGCCAGUCGAUAUCUGCGCCAUUCUGACAUUUCAGCCGCAAUUAUAGAUUAAUCAGAUGUAUUUGCAAGCUUCUGAUGGAGUAACUGUUGUCCACUUCAAAUACACAAAUACGCAAAUACGCAAAUAAGCAGUUGACAAGGAACUACUCCUUUGUAGAGCAAGGGUUGUAGGACAAUCGCAAACCGUGGCCUCGCAUUCUAAUAGUCAAGUCAGCCGGGACAAGAUGGGCCGACGGAGCACUGAAUGGUAUAAGAAGCGGCCUUGCCUAUUAGUAUGAUCUAAAUUCAGCUCCCAUACACUCGCUUUCAUUCACAUCCACUCAUGUAAACAUCUUCGUUUAUUAUUUUUCAAACACUCAAUUCGCUCAUUCGCAUACUCAUUUACACAUUCGUUUCCUCAAAUCUGACUAGUGUAUUCGUCAUGCAACUAAAAGGCUUGUUGAUGCUGGCUACGGCCCUUACGUUUGCUAGCGCAGACAUUACUCGCGACGAAAUAAUGCGGCGAGCUGAGUUCUGGGUAGCUAAGCACAUCCCAUACUCUAUGAACGCCUAUGCACAAGACCCUCAAGGCGCGCGUUACCGCACAGAUUGUUCUGGCUUCGUCAGCAUGGCAGUUAAGGCUGGCACUAGUCUCAGCACCGUGACGCUCCCUUCCAUUUCUCAUCCUAUCGGCUGGGAAGACUUGCUGCCUGGCGACUUAGUUGGCACACUAGGCCCUGGAACGGGCGGUGCCAGUGGUCACGUCACAUUGUUCAAGUCAUGGGUCGAUGCUUCCCACACAGCGUACCACACCCUCGAGUGCAAGGGCGAUGCUGGCUGUGUUGCUUAUCAGCGCAAGAAGGGCUGGACUGAUGGACCCUUUACCGCCAAACCUUACCGUUACAACCACGUAGCGAAGCCGCCUCCGCCUCCACCAAAGAAGACUUCUACGGUGCUUGCGCAUUCGACGACAGCGACCAAAUCGAAGCCAGUCGAAGCUAAGUCAAGCACAACCUCCAAACAAACCAAAGCCGCAUCAACUGUUACGACAUCGGCGUCAGCAGGUUCAACCACUGUUCAUCACAACAACAACGCUAGCACGAGCUCUACUCUACUCACUAAAACCACCACCCCGUACAGCAACAACACCAGCACCACCUCAUCAUCUCCAUUGGUUACUUCUAUUGUCUUCACCACCACCGUUCGUACCAUUACAUCGUGCCACACGACUGUCAGGAACUGUCCCGCCCACAGCACUGUACUGAUUACGGAAACCAUCCCUGCUUACACUACAGUUUGCCCCGCGACUGACAAGAGCGUAUCAGCUACUGGUUCUAGAAAUGACAUCUCGGCCGCGCCCAUUGUAUCUACUGGGGUUCUACCUUCCAGCUCUGUUGGUGCUGCGGUUACGACAGCCCCAGUCGUCGCAGGCGCUAACAAACUUACCUGCGCAUGUGCCGCUGUUCUCGGUGCCUUUGCAGCUAUCGUUUUAUAAAGCCAACGUUUGCAAAUAACUAGGCAAGAGUGUUACCCAAAAAGGGCAUUGAAUGUCAGAGCUAGUUUUGAUAUUCCAUUCUGUUCUAUUUAUCCAUUGGGUAAACUGUUGUGACUAUUGUGACAUUGGACGUAUGUCACUUUACCAGAUGAGUGAAGGAACAGUUAAGUCACUGGAAGUGGAUGACAUAGGAAAAGGAAGUGAAUACAGGAUGUAUUCGGUGUAUUUAGCUAGAGCAGUUCCGACCAUGGAACUUGAAGAAAACAGCAAUGCUUUAACCCUAC
Molecule: messenger RNA, 1935 nt
Organism: [Torrubiella] hemipterigena
Lineage: Eukaryota; Fungi; Ascomycota; Sordariomycetes; Hypocreales; Clavicipitaceae
Source: the annotation of a GenBank genome assembly